AAGUGAGUUCAGAACUUGAAGGGAAACUACAACUUUAUUUUUCCCUCCCCCAAACAUUCCUUUAAAAAGGAUUAUGGUGGACCGAAAAUGUUGAGGAGUAGGAAGGAAUUCUGGUGAAGGAAGGGCUGAUGGUUAUAUUUCAAGGCAUGUCACUAGAUCUUUUGUGAUUGACCUAUAUUCCUGUCCUUACUGAUCUUAUCUUGAGUAGUUACAGAUGAUGUUUCUUACCAAGUAUCCACGUCCUGAUUUCUGGGAGCUCUAGAGUAACCCACUGAGUAUCUUAUUCUGAUCCAACUCAUGGGAAUAAAACAUUAGCCAAAUAUUGUGUGCGAAAUAGGCAGGGUCAAGAGAGGGCAACAGGCCAACUAAUUGGAGAGUCUGUACGUCUUUCUAACCAGUGGUUACUGAGCUAGCCUUGCAACCUAUUUUCCCUAGUCUCAGAUUUGCCAUGGAGCCCUGGACUCCUCAAGUGUGAACCUGUUCUGAUGUGAUAAAUCGUUCUGAUGCUUCAUGAUUUCUUUAAAGGAGGUUUUGUUGAUUUUAUAAGUGGACACAUAAUAACUCAAGGUGAGACCAUUACUGACCCACACUAGUUGGGAGAAAAGCAUGAUAUAUUCAGGUUAAGAUUCAUUUACUAAAUAGUUCAAAACCAUAUUCUCAUUAUGCAACAGUCAUAAUUAUUUUUUAUUCUUUUACAUUUCUAUCUCUCUUUUCAUCUACAGCAAUAGAGAAGAACAGGAUGAGGGAGGAUAAUCAGAGCAGUGUGUCCGAAUUCCUCCUCCUAGGGCUCCCCAUCCAGCUGGAGCAGCAGGGCACAUUCUUUGCCUUGUUCCUGGGCAUAUACCUCACCACAGUGCUGGGAAACCUGCUCAUCAUACUGCUUAUCAGACUAGACUCUCACCUCCACACCCCCAUGUACUUCUUUCUCAGCCACUUGGCUUUCACUGAUGUCUCUUUCUCAUCAGUCAUAGCCCCAAAGAUGCUGAUGAACAUGCAGACACAAAGUCAAUCUAUCUCAUACAUGGGGUGCAUUUCCCAGGUCUAUUUUUUCUUAUUCUUUGGAGAUAUUGACAGCUUACUUCUUACCUCCAUGGCCUAUGACAGGUACGUGGCCAUUUGUCACCCCCUUCGCUAUACCACCAUCAUGAGUCAGAGCCUGUGUUUCAUGCUAGUAAUUUUGUCGUGGGCCCACUCCUUUGCCUAUGCAUUAUUGCACACCCUGCUCCUGGCCCAUCUCUCUUUCUGUGGAGACAAUACUCUCCCUCACUUCUUCUGUGACCUCUCUGCCUUACUUAAGCUGUCCACCUCAGACACGUCAACUAAUGAGCUGGUUAUCCUCACUCUGGGGGUUGUGGUCAUUACCAGCCCACUCAUAUGCAUCCUGGUCUCUUAUGGCCGCAUUGUGUCCACCAUCCUGAGAGUCCACUUAACCAAGGGGAUCGGCAAAGCCUUGUCCACUUGUGGCUCCCACCUCUCUGUCGUGUCUCUGUAUUAUGGGGCAAUUAUUGGACUCUACUUUUUCCCCUCAUCCAGUGCCUCCAAUGACAAGAAUGUCAUUGUGGCUGUAUUGUACACUCUGGUCACUCCCAUGCUAAAUCCCUUUAUCUACAGUCUGAGAAACCGGGACAUGAAAGGAGCUCUGGGAAAUAUACUCAGUAGAAGAACGUUUUUGUCACAAUAGACAAUAUUUUCUCUAUUAAUUUGAUACAAGUUUUAUUCCCUGAGUAGCUUUUUCUUGGUGAAUCUUGAAGGGGCACUCUUCCUUCAUCUUCUCUGUUUCAGCUUGGACUUAGUUUCUUCUCUAUUUAGUUUC
Loxodonta africana (African savanna elephant) is the source of this 1813-nucleotide messenger RNA. Its product is annotated as olfactory receptor 1J21-like. NCBI's taxonomy places the organism in Eukaryota, Metazoa, Chordata, Mammalia, Proboscidea, Elephantidae. Gene Ontology annotation, biological process: G protein-coupled receptor signaling pathway. Gene Ontology annotation, molecular function: olfactory receptor activity; G protein-coupled receptor activity. Gene Ontology annotation, cellular component: plasma membrane. The record is from RefSeq and is a predicted model, not a curated record. The transcript has a single exon. Bases 740 to 1681 code for a protein of 313 amino acids.